Molecule: messenger RNA, 2109 nt
Organism: Gopherus flavomarginatus (Mexican gopher tortoise)
Lineage: Eukaryota; Metazoa; Chordata; Testudines; Testudinidae
Product: maestro heat-like repeat-containing protein family member 2A
Exons: 16
Biological process (GO): vesicle-mediated transport
Cellular component (GO): cytoplasm
Source: RefSeq, a predicted model, not a curated record
AUGGCCACCAGGUCCGAGGUUCCUGCUGCUGGGCCCCUGCUGACCUGUCCUCCACCCCCCCAAGACAUCACUGAGGACAAACUGGACAAGAAGUUGUGGCCCUUUGUGUUGGACCCGGUCCCUGCCACCAGUUCUCAGGCUGCUGUCAGCCCCUCUCCGCUGCGUGUCUCCGGCUUCUCGAAGACACUGGUGGCCACCGUACAGAGCUGCGGGAUAUGCUGCCGCCUGCAGUGCACCCCUGUUCCAGGGGCUCGAUUGGCUGAGCUGCCCGCAGACCAGGACCCAGGUGCUUCAGACCCGGGUGGAGGUAAGCGGGAGGGAGGCGUUGGCAUGGGGCAGGAUGGUCCUGUCCUGUGCGGCACUCAGCCACCCCCCAGGCCCUACGGGGAGAGAGGGCUGGUGGUGAAGUUUCCGGCCACCAGGGCCCAUUGGAUUGUGCCAUGUGAGCCAGGCCAGGACCCCUCCGCCGGAGGAGUGGGUGACGGGUCUCUCUCUCCUUUGCUCCAGGGCCCCGACAAAGCCCGCUCUCAGCUGCUGAUUGUGGACCGGAGCUUCGACCUGGUGUCCCCACUGCUGCACGAGCUCACCUACCAGGCCAUGGCCUACGACUGCUCAGCAUUGAGAGCGACACCUACAAGUACGAGACGACAGGGACCAGCGACUUGUGGGAGAAAGAGGCGCUGCUGGACGAAGACAACGAACUCUAGGUGCAGCUACGGCACAUGCACAUCGCUGACGUCUCCAAGCCAACAUCGAGGACCUGUCCCAGAUGCUGAAGAAGAUGCCCCAGUACCAGAAAGAGCUGAACAAGGUGUUUAUAAUGAGGUUGUUUCCCUCUUGGCACAUAUGGAUGACCAAGAUAAGGACAAAAUUGCCCUCAGGAUUGCCUGUGUAGCUGAGACCAAGCUGGCUAGCGUUGUAACAGUUCUGCUAGAGAAACUGCAACUGGAUGAGCAAAACAGAGUAGACAUUUAUUGUAUCCUGGAGAAGGUAUUACAGCAGGACACCGGGGACCUGGAGAGAGGGCUACUGAACAAAACAAUAAUCCUAGCCUUAAACCACAUGAGAGAGACUCAGGAAGCAACAAAUGAAGUCAAAGUGGCAGCUAGCAACACGUUAGUGACUCUGGCACACUGCUAUUUCGAUCCUGUCAUGUCUGAGCUGCUCUGUCAUCUGAAACCACCAAAUCUGCCUGAAGAAUUUGUUUUAAUUACGUUGGGAAACUUGUCAUCAGCCUAUGCAUUUAAGUGUAUCCCUUUUGUGAGAAUAACCCUGAAAGCCAUGUUCCACAUGUUGGAGUUAGUCAAUGACAGCCGGAUGAGACAAGCAUUUUGUGGUGUUCUGGAAAAAUGGUCAAGGGCGGUAAAGCUCUUUUUGAUUAACUGGGAAAAGUGCCCAUUCCCUAUAGCGGGUGAAUUGCGACUCUGCAAUCAUUUUCUUCCCAUGUAUUCUCAUGUGACCAGCAACUGGCUGACCUGUGAGGAGCCGGAGCUCAAGCAGGCAAUCAUCAAAGCCCUUGGUCCCAUGAUGAGCCUUCUGCUCCAUAAAGAGGAGUAUCGGGAUCAGAUAUUUGAAACGAUCUCAUGGCUCCUUGAACAAUAUAAGGAGGACACUCAUGUUUUUCACAUCACGAAGAGUCUGAGCCAGCUCUUGGAGGUCUCUGGUGAACAUAAGAUCCCUCUCCCUAAAAGGGUGUUUCAAGCCAUCUGCAGUGCUCUGCACAACCAGAUCUGUUCUCAAGCUAAGCCGCUCAGCACAGAAAAUCACACAGAGCUGGUCCAUUGUAUAAUUCUGCUAGCCCGUUCUUCUCCGGAGGAUCUGUUAGCAUUUCUGCACUCCCAGCUGAAGAUUAAGAAUGAGGCUGUUUGCGUGACGUCUUUGAAUCUGCUCAGAGCUAUUGUUGAUGCUGACUUGCCCGAGACAGGAGAUAAAAUGUGUCUGAUUGUGAAGGCAGUGAAAUCCACUCUGGGUGAUCAGAAUGCUACGGUGAGGACAGCAGUUCUUCAUUUCAUCCAGAAGCUGCUCAGCUUGGAAAGUGUGGAGAAUUGUGAAGCAUGGGAGAUGGUAGCACAUGUUUUCAUGGAGUUCAGAGUGUCCACCAGCAAACUG